CAGGUGCGUUCACGUUGAAAUAUACUCGCAAAAUUGUAAUUUAUAACACGAAACUCGUCCUUCGCUACCGAUUUUGCUUCGAGACAUCAGGUAUCGAUCGUUUUGCACGAACUGUGCGCCAAAAAAUCAGUUCCGGAGGAAACCUAACCUAAAAUAGUUGGGGUUAUGUCUGUCAACAUUGAUGCUUCAUGAAUUGAAAUGAAUAUAUCUUUCUGACGGACUCGUGUAGAUUUCGCUAAAAACUCUUCGAAGAUUCUGCGAUAAAUACUCGUGCAGUGAGUCUACUGAAGAUUAAGAUUGCAAGCGUGAGCAAGCAUGCCGACUUGGAACCAGAUUCAGACGCAGCUACGAAAUCCCAACAAUCCGGUGGUGUUCUUCGACGUGUCCGUGGGCACCACGGAGAUAGGUCGCAUGAUCUUCGAGCUGUUCGAGGAUGUCUGCCCGAAAACGUCGGAGAACUUCCGGCAAUUUUGCACCGGGGAAUACAGAAAGGACGGUGUGCCGCUUGGCUUCAAAGGUGCCAUCUUUCACAGAGUGAUCAAGGACUUUAUGAUACAAGGCGGCGACUUUGUCAACGGUGACGGCACCGGAGUGUUGAGCAUCUACAGUGGUGGAACGUUCCCGGACGAGAAUUUCACUAUGAAGCAUGACUCUCCUGGUCUGUUGUCAAUGGCAAACAGUGGCAAGGACACCAACGGCUGUCAAUUCUUCAUCACGUGCGCCAAGUGUAACUUUUUGGACGGCAAACAUGUUGUCUUUGGUAGAGUUAUCGAUGGUCUUCUUGUCAUGAGGAAAGUAGAGAACGUUCCUACCGGACCGAACAAUAAGCCAAAGAUUCCUGUGACGAUAUCUCAAUGUGGACAGAUGUAGUGGCAACUAUAUAGGUUGUAUAGACCUAUGUGUAUGAAUUGAUAGUUAUAACAUAGUUGUAUCAAUUUUUUUACAAAAUAUAAUAAAAGUAAUUUUUGUAAUAUACAAAAAUUGCUGUUAUUUGAUUAUGUAUAAAAAUAAGAUAAGAGUGAGAUAAAGAAGGAGAAUAAUGCAUAAAUAUAUAAUCACAAAAUUAAG
This is a messenger RNA of Monomorium pharaonis (pharaoh ant), 1068 nucleotides long. RefSeq names its product peptidyl-prolyl cis-trans isomerase H. The coding region runs from base 316 to 870 and encodes 184 amino acids. The transcript has a single exon. The record is from RefSeq and is a predicted model, not a curated record. Gene Ontology annotation, cellular component: intracellular membrane-bounded organelle. NCBI's taxonomy places the organism in Eukaryota, Metazoa, Arthropoda, Insecta, Hymenoptera, Formicidae. Gene Ontology annotation, molecular function: peptidyl-prolyl cis-trans isomerase activity. Gene Ontology annotation, biological process: protein folding; protein peptidyl-prolyl isomerization.